AGUCAACUCAACAUGGUUUUGUGGGAUUGAAUCUCUUUGCAUAUCGACCACUUCCUUGUACAAAUGAAACAGCUGAUAUAAAUGCAGUACAACGAGUUUAUGAUUUCUACGUAGGCUGGUUUGCCAAUCCCUUAAUAUUUGGCGAUUAUCCUGAUGUAAUGAAGAGGAAUGUUGGGUCUAGAUUGCCCGAAUUCACACGAGAAGAGUCUAUGCAAGUUAAAGGCGCUAUAGACUUCAUUGCCCUGAAUCAUUAUCAAACAAUACAUGUCAAAGAUAGCUCCAGCAGCCUUGAGAGUAAAAUCAGGGACUACACCAUUGACGGAGCAUUCGAACUUAUAUACACCGAAGAAGAUUUCUCCACCAGAUCAGUUUGAGUAUCCAGUGACACAACCGGGACUAGGAGACAUAUUAGAAUAUCUCAAGCAAGCUUAUGGCAAUAUUCCAAUAUAUAUUCACGAAAAUGGUCAAAUGACAAGACGAAAUGCUACGUUAAAUGAUACAAGAAGGGUGGAAUAUCUGCAAGCUUACAUUGGGACUGUGCUUGAUGCUAUGAGGAAUGGAUCAAACGUGAAAGGCUAUUUCGUGUGGUCGUUCCUAGACUGUUUUGAGUUACUGGAUGCAUAUGGUUCAGGAUUUGGUGACGAAGAGUUAACAAGAUAUCCAAAGCUUUCUUCACAUUGGUACACUAAUUUCUUGAAGGGGAAAGCCUCCAAACAUAGUGAAAUUCUUCAGAUUGAAGAUGAAGUACUUCAUUCUUCACAAUAAGUAUUUUGUGGUUUCAUUUGUAUCUUCACAAUAAUGAUGUAU
This is a messenger RNA of Solanum verrucosum, 807 nucleotides long. RefSeq names its product cyanidin 3-O-glucoside 5-O-glucosyltransferase (acyl-glucose)-like. NCBI's taxonomy places the organism in Eukaryota, Viridiplantae, Streptophyta, Magnoliopsida, Solanales, Solanaceae. Gene Ontology annotation, biological process: carbohydrate metabolic process. The record is from RefSeq and is a predicted model, not a curated record. Gene Ontology annotation, molecular function: beta-glucosidase activity.